CGCCCCGCAGGCCUUUGGCCCCGGGACGCGGCUCCCCCGGCCCGGUGGUGCGGCGGGGGGCGGGGAGGAGGCGAGCGGCGGCCGGCCCCGGGCACGGAGCAGCAGGCAUGGCCACCCCACGGCUCACUGAGAGCACCGUCACCGUGCAAGGACAGACCCUGUUCUACCGCCAGGCUGAGCCCGCCCAGGCGGCGCCGAGGUUGACGGUGCUGCUGCUGCACGGCAUCCGCUUCUCCUCCGACACCUGGCUGCAGGUGGGGACGCUCGCCGCACUGGCCGAAAACGGCUACCGAGCCGUGGCCAUCGACCUGCCGGGGCUGGGGCGCUCCAAGGAUGCCGUGGCCCCAGCACCUGUGGGCCAGCCAGCGCCGGCAGAAUUCCUGAAGGCCGUUUCGGAGGCUCUGUGCCUCGGUCCAGCUGUGGUGAUCAGCCCUUCGCUCAGCGGCAUGUACUCCCUGCCCUUCCUCCUAGAGCACAGCCACCUGGUCAAGGCAUAUGUACCUGUGGCACCCAUCUGCACUGACAAAUUCACGGGGGAGCAGUAUGCCCGGAUCAAAACCCCUACGCUGAUCGUGUAUGGGGACCAGGACGUGGAGCUGGGGGAGACCAGCCUGAACAACCUGCGGCACCUCCCUGAGCAUCAGGUGCUGAUGCUGCAGGGUGCUGGACACCCCUGCUACCUGGACAAGCCCAAUGAGUGGCACCGUGGACUCCUGGCCUUCCUGCAGCAGCUGGUGUGAGCAGGGUGGGACCAUGAGGCAGGAGGAUGUGACCAGCCCAACCAUCCCUCUGCCUGCACAUGCACCCUCGUGCCAGCUCAGCCGCUUGCCUGGCACCCACACCACACUGGCCUACGCCAUCACCCACCUCCCUUGGGACCAAAUAAAAUCCCAGGCUCUGCCACUGCU
Molecule: messenger RNA, 908 nt
Organism: Chiroxiphia lanceolata (lance-tailed manakin)
Lineage: Eukaryota; Metazoa; Chordata; Aves; Passeriformes; Pipridae
Gene: ABHD14B
Product: abhydrolase domain containing 14B
Exons: 4
Coding region: 108-740 (210 amino acids)
Cellular component (GO): cytoplasm
Source: RefSeq, a predicted model, not a curated record